GCAAACCUCAUUUUCAUCAUACUCUUCAAGUCCCAAGUCAAAAAUAAUAAAAACCAAAAUAAAAAAAAGAUAUAAAAUAAAAUAAAUUACUCGCAGCCAUCAUUCUGGACAUUGCUACGAAAGUGCGAACGCGCUGGAAUAUUCCCAGCCUCGCCUGCAAAAUAAUCACCAGAAAGCACGUCGCAAUGGCUUCAAAUACGGCCCAUGGAACCACGAUGGCGGCUAAUACCAACACCAAGCCCAAGUUGCACGGACGGGCGUUCUAUGAAAGCAUGGGCAGUCCCAAGUUUGUGCUUGCUCCUAUGGUCGACCAGUCAGAGUUCGCCUGGCGCAUGCUCACUCGAUCGUUUCUUACACCAGAGGAAAACUCGAAACUCUUAGCUUAUACGCCUAUGUUCCAUGCUCGGCUAUUUAGCGAGACGGCCAAAUAUAGAGAAUCGCAUUUCGAAGCAACCCGACCUUCUUCCUCUGCUCCCGCGCCCGAAAAUACCGAACAAAGUCAAAGCCCCCCAUUCCUUGAUGGUAAUCCGGCGUUCGAUCGUCCCCUAUUCGUACAAUUCUGCGCGAACGACCCUGAACACCUGCUAGCCGCAGCGACCCUCGCCGCACCUUAUUGCGACGCAGUCGACUUAAAUCUCGGCUGUCCCCAAGGAAUCGCGCGCAAAGGCCACUACGGCGCAUUUCUACAGGAGGACCAGGAGCUCAUUUACAAACUGAUUAACACUCUCCACAACAAUCUACCCGUACCUGUUACCGCAAAGAUUCGUAUACUGGAGACUAAGGAGCAAACCUUAGCUUACGCCAAGAACGUAUUGGCUGCUGGCGCGAGUAUCAUUACCGUCCACGGGCGAAGACGAGAGCAGAAGGGCCACAUUACCGGUGUUGCGGACUGGGGAUAUCUGCGCUACCUGAGAGAGAAUCUGCCUAAGGAAACCGUUAUCUUCGCCAAUGGCAAUAUUCUUCAGCACGAAGAUAUAGAAAGGUGUCUCGAGGCGACCGGCGCUGACGCUGUCAUGAGCGCGGAAGGAAAUCUAAGCGAUCCAGCUAUCUUUGCGCGACCACCGCCCCCCGGGCAAGAAGGACGAGAGUAUUGGCGAGGUAUAGACGGGAAAGGCGGGUAUAGAGUAGAUGCCGUGUUCAGACGGUACAUGGAUAUCAUACACAAAUACGUCCUGCAACAGGAUCCACCGGCGCGCAGACCCCUAUUCGUCGUAGGGGACGACGAGAGCUGGCUAUCCGAAGGCAAGCAAAAAGACGCAGAUCAAGAAGAAGAGGGCCCAGCGCGGAAGAAGCGGAAGAAGGAUGGCGGUAGCAAGAACGAGAAAUGCACCUCGCCGAACCUCGUCGCUGUCCGCCCUCACUUAUUCCACCUCCUGCGACACUUCAUCUCCAGACACAUAGAUAUACGCGACGCCCUCGCGAAGUGCUACGCCGGCGACGUCCCCGCCAUCGAGAAUAUCCUCGAUAUGGUUGAGCGGCGCGUGGCCGAGGGACUGAUCGAGUACGAGAGGACGGGGGGCAAGAGCAUAGAAGAGCCGGAGCCGGAACCGAAACGGAAGCCGGUACCGGAACUCGAAUCGGGACGGGAAACCAAAACGGAGGAAAUCGAGGCGGAUACCGCUACUGCUGCUGAAGACGACCCGGAGAGCUCGGUGGCUACGGUUAAGAAAUGCAAGAGGCCGUGGUGGAUCGCGCAGCCGAUCGUGCGCCCGCUUCCGAAGGAGGCGCUGGCGAACGGGAGCAUAAGCCUGAGCAAGAAGGAGAAGAACAAGAAUAAGGAAAGGGAAAAGGAAAAGAAUAAGCAGGAGCCGGCGGCGAAAGCUGGAGUUGAAGAGAAAGGAAACGGAAACGGAAACGGAAACGUAAAGGGGGCUGAAAACGAAGCGGGUGUGGAAUUGGAAUUACCGAAGACGGAUGGCGUCGACGGGAUUACAGAGCCGUCUAUGGAUGCGAAGAAGCCGGGGUUUACGGCUGAUGAGCUCGUCUGUGGGUAGGGGUAGGGGUAGGGAAUAUAGAUGGAUGGAUGGAUAGACAGGUACCUAAAAGAUAGAAGGGGGGCUACUAUAGAUCACGGCAUCGUACGAGCUGCACGUUGGAUGUAAAGCAUACCUACCUAUUUUUAUGAGUCUAAUCAGAUGCGAUACGAGAAUCACGCUGCUUUGCAUGC
Daldinia caldariorum is the source of this 2167-nucleotide messenger RNA. Its product is annotated as FMN-linked oxidoreductase. NCBI's taxonomy places the organism in Eukaryota, Fungi, Ascomycota, Sordariomycetes, Xylariales, Hypoxylaceae. Gene Ontology annotation, molecular function: flavin adenine dinucleotide binding; tRNA dihydrouridine synthase activity. The record is from RefSeq and is a predicted model, not a curated record. Gene Ontology annotation, biological process: tRNA processing. Bases 186 to 1994 code for a protein of 602 amino acids. The transcript is spliced from 2 exons.